AUGCAACAAGUGAUUUCAACAGCUCCAAAACAGGCUGUUCUUAAUAUGUCUCCGUCGGCGACUCUCAGUCCCGUUGAGGUCAGCAUUCCUCCAUCGGAAACGGGAGCCAGUGUGCAUUCGCGUCCACCGCCCGAACAGGUUCAGUCUCUAGGUAAGACAAAGGAUGGUAGAGCUCUGAAAAUCCGUACCUAUCCAAAAUUUGAGUCGCCCCUGGAGGAACGUAUAUAUCGCAAACAGCAUCUCGCAGCGGCCUUCCGGGUGUUUGCAGACCGGGGAUUUGAUGAAGGUGUCGCUGGUCACAUAUCUGUUCGCGAUCCCCUUCUCACGGACCAUUUUUGGCUCAACCCUUUGUCUAUGCAUUUCUCUCAGAUUAGGGUCUCAGAUCUUAUACUUGUGGACGAAGAAGGUGCUAUAGUCCAAGGCGACCAGCCGAUCAAUACCGCCGCAUUCACUAUCCACUCAGCUAUUCACAAGGCUCGACCGGAUGUUCACGCUGCCUGUCAUGCCCAUAGUGUCUAUGGCAAGGCUUUCUCAUGCUUCGGUCGGAAGCUUGAAAUGUUGACCCAGGACUCUCUACGCUUCUACGAGGAUCAUGCCGUGUACGACAACUUCGGAGGUGUUGUUGUAGACAAGGCGGAAGGUGAACGUAUUGCCAAAAGCCUUGGCAAAUGCAAAGCAGUCAUUCUGCAGAAUCAUGGGCUUCUAACUGUGGGCCAGUCAGUCGAUGAAGCCGCCUUCUGGUUUAUCAGCCUAGACAAGAGCUGCCAGGCACAGCUUCUAGCCGAUGCAGCUUCCGCAGGGUCCGGUCAUGCGAAGAUAACUAUCAGUCACGAAGAGGCGAAAUAUUCGAAAGCGAACGUCGGCGGCCCUGGCAAGGGAUGGCUGGCAUUCCAGCCCUACUAUGACGAACAGCUCGCCAAGACGAAUGGUCAUUUCCUAGGCUAG
This is a messenger RNA of Penicillium maclennaniae, 945 nucleotides long. RefSeq names its product class II aldolase/adducin family protein. Bases 1 to 945 code for a protein of 314 amino acids. Gene Ontology annotation, cellular component: cytoskeleton. The record is from RefSeq and is a predicted model, not a curated record. Gene Ontology annotation, molecular function: actin filament binding. Lineage: Eukaryota; Fungi; Ascomycota; Eurotiomycetes; Eurotiales; Aspergillaceae. The transcript has 3 exons.